Molecule: messenger RNA, 1854 nt
Organism: Rhodofomes roseus
Lineage: Eukaryota; Fungi; Basidiomycota; Agaricomycetes; Polyporales; Fomitopsidaceae
Exons: 4
Coding region: 14-1525 (503 amino acids)
Biological process (GO): regulation of translational fidelity
Molecular function (GO): Ser-tRNA(Ala) deacylase activity; nucleotide binding
Source: RefSeq, a predicted model, not a curated record
CGGAACAGCAUCCAUGGCUGUCGCUGCCCUCCCCCAGGUCACGCCCCCGACCUACCACCGCAUCGUCUCCCCGACGCUCCAGGUGCCCGCCGACGAGAAGGUCUCUGUCCCCGUCGGACUCCUCGCGUGCCAGCGCGAUCCGCUUCUGCGCGAGAUUACCACCACAGUAGUUAGUGCGACAGUCUCGCAAGCACCGACGCCGCCCUCCAAUGGUAGAAAGAGCAAGAAGGAGAAGGCAGCGCCUGCCCCCUCCGAGCCGCUGAUCGAAGUCAUCCUACACGACACCGUUAUCUUCCCGGAAGGCGGUGGGCAGCCGUCCGAUGUUGGGCUUCUAACAUGCUCUGACGGAGACCGUGUCUGGAGCGUCGUUGAGGCGAAGCGACACGGUGGACAUGCCGUACACUAUGUCAGGUCGAAGGACCAGAGCGCUGAUGCCGCCCUGCGCGCCUUCAUGCCCGGCACAAGGGUCGGCGUCGCGUUGGGCGACGAGGGCUGGAAGCGUCGACUGGAUCAUACGUGCAUGCACACCUCGCAGCACCUGCUCUCCGCAGUGCUCGACUCGCGCAAUAUACCGACGCUCUCCUGGUCCGUCACCGCCUGGCCGACGCCAUGCUACGUCGAGAUCCCGCGCAGUAUGAGCGCAGACGAGCUCGCGUCCGUGCAGGACGAGGCGAACCGGCUCGUCUUCGAGGGCCGCAGCGUGUACGUCGAGGUCGAGGAGCUGCACGGCGCGAACACGUCCGACCAGGCAAAGCUCGAGAACGGCAGGGCCGUCAGCCAGGUGCUCCCCGCGGACUACACCGGCGGCGUCAAGCGCACCGUCAUCAUCGAGGGCGUCGACCGCAGCCUAUGCUGCGGCACGCACAUGCCGACGAUCCACAACCUCCAGCUCUUCCUCAUCCCCCACACCGAGUCCGUCGCGCGCGCGAGCACGUCCACCGCGCGGCUCUACUUCUUCGCAGGCCCGCGGCUGCUGCACCAUCUCGGCGCGACGCACGCCGCGCUCACGCGCACCGCGGGCACGCUCUCCUGCGGGCCGCCGCUCGUGCCCGAGCGUGUCGCGCAGGUCGUCGAGGAGCGCAAGCGCGCGGUAAAGCGCGGCGAGGACGUCGAGGCGGAGUUGGCGGGCAUGAUCGCGCGGGACCUCGUCGCGGAGGUGGUCCGUGGCGAGGGUAAAGUGCAUAGACACCGGACGGACGACGCGGCGAACCCGCUGGGCUUAUUGAAUGCGAUCUCGAUGACGUUCGCUAAGGAGGCUGCGGCGCGCGGGGACGCCCCGCCGUACCUCGUCGUGCUCUCGUCGUCGCCUUCUAUGCAGACUGCGGAGAGCACGAGCGUGGUGCUUGUCUUUGGUGCGGACGAGGCGAAGGUCAAGGAGGUUGGGGACAUGCUCAAGACGAAGCUGAACGCCAAGGGCGGCGGGAAGGGUCGCUGGAGUGGCAAGUUCACCGGAGUGUGGCGGGAGAAGGAGAGUAAGGUUGUCGAUGAAGCGCUAGCCUCCCUCAUUGGGGGCGUCAGCGUAUGAUGCACUGCACAUUGAUCAUAAUAGAGGAUGAAGGUGAAGGAGCCCUGGGGACGGGCUCAAGGCGAGACUAAAGCCUGUGGAACGCCAAGGGCAGUGAUAUGGUAGGGGGCGGGAAUGCAUGGAAUAAACAAUGUUUGUGACAGAGUACAUACAUAACUAUGCAUGAUUACAACCGAGGAGACAGACAGAUGUCAGAAGGUAUAUACAAUAUUGUUGUAGAAGUAGUCCUCGAUGCCAUGUUCUCUUGUGCGACUAUGAUUAUUAGCUCUAUUUCGUUUCUGCUUCCGGGACCUCAGCCGAAGGCGAGCCGGGCUCUGCAACUACCGCAG